Lymnaea stagnalis (great pond snail) is the source of this 9706-nucleotide messenger RNA. Lineage: Eukaryota; Metazoa; Mollusca; Gastropoda; Lymnaeidae. The record is from the annotation of a GenBank genome assembly.
GUUGUGCUCGUUUGAUUUUCAUGGCGGCGAAAUUGUUGUGGUUAACAACGCUUGAAUGCUUAUUAUGAAUAAUGAUAUCAAGUUACUAAUCGGGUCAAAAACAGACCAAGCCCAAGGAGCCAGCUUUAAUCUUGAUCCAAUUAACCCAUGGGAAGAAGAAUGCAAAUCUGUCACACAUAUUCGAAAUUGCUUAAUUUUUGCAGAGCAAAUGGGGUUUAAAACGCUGGUAAGUACUUUUAAAAACUAACAUUUUCCUCGGCCUCGGUAAAAGAAGGAAGGGGAGACUGCCACUUAAUUUGUAUCGGAAAUGGACGUCGGCGCAAUAGAAACAUAUUUUUUCAUGUUAGUGUAAUUUAUAAUUUAAAUAAUACAAGAGUCCCUAUGACCCUUACUAAGAUCUGACUCUGCCCUUUCACAUUAGAAGACAUCUUGGUACUUUGGUAAAAAAAAAAAAUUGUAAAAAUAAACCAAUGACCAAUGGCUUAGUUAAAUAGAGCUAAUUUUUUACAGAAUUAUAACACCCAAAUCAUAUUUUUAGCUAUUGUCAUUUUAAAGUUAUAAAUCUUUAAGUACGACUUCGUUUGGCUUUUUUUAACAUAUGGACCACAUCUCCACAUUCUGUGACCCAAUUCCGCUGUUUGCGCCACGAGCUAUAUUAUUCUCGUUUUAAUGAUAAUUUUAUACUUCUUUUAUUUUCAGAACUAAUGCUGUAUUAAAAAAUAAUUUUAAUAAUAUUAUAUUUAUACAAUUAUAAAUUAUAGAUAAAUUGUAGCUUAUCUAAUUAAGCAAUAUGUAUAUUAGUAAAUCUAAUAUAAUAUAACAUAUUAAUAUGUUUUUUUUGUUCACCAAAUCUACUGCGUUCAUUAUACCUAUAUAUUCUCUACAGUCUAUAUAAGGCAACGCAUGCCCUAAGUACUAAAAUACUGUUUGGAACUACUCAUUUUGAACUUUCAACUUUGGCACAUAAGUAAUUAGCUUUCCCUGACCAAUGGUUAAAUAUUUUUUGCGCACGGCAAACUUUUAUGAUUCACACGGCAAACUUUUAUGAAUCAAACUCUGAGAUAGAACGGCUGUGAAUAUCUGUCCAUGGCCCAUGGCAUGACAUUUGCACAUGGGAAAUUAUGAUCAUUUAUAAUAUGGACUCUACAGGGUUUUUUAAACCUCAAAUUAAAAUAUUAUUCUUUCAAUAACAUUUAAGUUCAUUCUAAAACAUAAUUUAUCAAAUAUUUUGAUGUAAAUAGUGGUAAUAAUUAAAUAUUUCCCAAGUAUCAGCAUCUUCCUCCAUUAAAAAGGGAGCGUGUCCCAUGCCAUGUCAAAAUUAGACUGAGCGACCUUAUGGUAAUGCAGGUUACAUCACGACCUACAUCAAUGAGAAUUGACACACAUAUACAUCAAUAUAUAAUGUUUUUCAAAAUUUAAUAUGAAAGACAUGAUCUUUAAAUUUCUUAAAACAUUUUUGAGGAAAAGGUGCCUUAUAUUGACAUACAAUUCUCCACACUUAAAGUUGAUAUAAAGAAGAAAAAAACUCAAUAUUGGCAAACCCAGUGGCCAUCAACAUUACCUGGUUCUACUGUAUAUCAAGUAACAUUUGUUUUAAAAUGUGUUUUAAUCAACACAAAAAAUGCAAAUGAAACAAGAAAUUGUGUAGUUUAAGGAUUAUGAUUAGGGGUGUGCCGGACCCCGGUCCGGAAUCCGGUUCCGCCGGAUUUUGCACUAUCCGGUGAAAUCCGGUUCCGCCGGAUUUACAUGUAUCCGGAACAACCGGAUUCCGGAAUAUACCGGAUUUCGGAAUUUGCCAGAUUUUGUGACUCACCGGAUCAUAAUCUGAAAUAAAAGUAAUUCUCUUUCCCGAAUUUCACACGAUCACGAUACAUUAAUCGAUUGUUUCGAGCGUUGAGCUUGUUUAAUGUUUAAUAUUCCGUACAUACCAGAGGCUAGAGUCAGCACCGCUAAUAGUGGCCAAUAGUGUAGGGACUUUGAUAAGAAAAUUUAAACUUUUUGUAAAAAUAAACCAAUGGCAUAGUUGAAAAGAUGUAAUUUUUUAAAGAAUUAUAACACCAAAAUCAUAUUUUUAGCUGUUGUAGUUUUAAAGUUAUGAAUUUUUAAAGUACGACUUGGUUUGUCAUUUUUUAACAUGGACUGCAUCUCCACAUUCUGUGAUCUCAUUCCACCAAUCCCGUCAUGCGCAAUGACUAUAUAGUUUAUAUAAGGCAACGCAUUCCCUGCCUUAUCACUAAAAUACUGUUUAGACUUAGUUUAAACUUUCAACUUUGGCACAUGAAUAAUUAAUUAAAGCUUUCCCUGACCAAUGGUUUAAUAGUUUUUGCACACGGCAAACUCUUAUGAAUGAAACUCUGAGGUAGUACUACGAUACAGUUAUGCAAGUGGCUGUGAAUGGUUGCCAAUGACAACGUGUUGCACACGGUAAAUUCUGAUCAUUUAUAAUAUGGAUUCUACCGGGUUGUUAAAGCUCAAAUUAAAACAUUCCAGUUUAAAUGUCUUUAAAUGCAUUCUGAAACACAAGUUAUCAAUUAUUUUGAUGUAAAUAGUGAUAAUAAAUUAAUAUUUCCUAAGUAUCGUCAACUUCCGCCAUUAAAAAGGGGGGCGUGGCCAACCCCAUGGCGAAAUUAGGUUGAGCGAGCUGCAUAACCUGCUGCGAACGCGUAGAAACAUGGCGUCUCUCGUAAGACACUUAUCCAAAUGGAACGGAACUCAAAUAUAUAUCGAAAGUACUAAUUUAAUAAUAAAUAGACACACACAUCGGAAAAUUAAAAACUCGGAUUUUUUGGCGCCGAUUGCGAAUUCCCAUACACAAAAAGUAGUAGUCCACCUUGACUUACCGAAGUAUCUACCAAUAGUACCAAAAUCCGGAAUCCGGGAGAAACCGGUAUCCGGAUCCGGCGGAUUUCGCAUAAGAAAAUCCGGAUCCGGAUCCGGUUGGAAAAAACGGAUCCGGCACACCCCUAAUUAUGAUUAAAGAUUUUGAUUCUAAGCUUCUUUCAGGUACAAAUUUUAAUUUUCUUUUUGAGAUCAUUGUAGAAUUCCACUUACAUCGAAAAUAUCAUUAUCAAUAAACCACGUAUGGAAGUAGAUGGCAAAGAGAAAUUUUAUGAGGGAAAGAUUUUGGGAUUCAUCAACAAGACCAAGUAGUGUGAAGAGCAGUUUAAGUAGAAAAUGACAGGCAGAAAUGACACACCUUUUAAAUUUUAAUUUCUUACUGGUAUGCUAGGAUUAGUCUUAUGGAUUAUUUUUCUUGACUAAUUUAUAUUUAAAAUUACAUGCUUUCAUUUUUAUAUUUAAAAGAUACUACUUAACUUUUUAUAAAUAUAAGAUUUGUUUUAAAAUUUAACACUAGCAUAAUAUAAUUAGUUAAAAUUCAAUAAACAUCAUUUUUUUUUUUCACCUUUACAAAUAACGAUUUUUCCGCUCACUCUUUUCUUAACAUACCCAAACUUAAAUUAUCCAAAAUACAAAGUCUUGAUGUUAUGUUAAAGUUUUGUUGUUCAUUGUGUUAUAAAUUGCAAUGAGAAUGUCUCCUGAAAAUUUGGUAGCAUUAUCUUUUAAAUUAAAAAAGUUGUGUGAAAAAUAAGGCAGAAAUUUGGAAAGUCAGUUACACGUUUUCACAGUUAAAAAAAGAUAAAUAAAGGGGUAUAAAAAUUUCACCAAAAAAAUCAUAAAUUGUUUUCAUAAAAGUUAGAAGAUGAAAUGGGUUUUUUUUUCACAAGUUUAUAGCUAGCCCUUUAAAAUUAUGCAUCAUUUAUGGCAAUAGGACAAUAUUGAAAUUUUUAGUCAAAGUACCUACUUACGGUGACACUCAUAUGAUUUACCCAAUGAGGGGAACUCCAUGUUUUUUUUUGCUGUGUCACUUUGACCAUUGGUAAGCUAUAAAUGUCCUAUAUAUAUAUAUAUUUUUUUUUUUAUAGCUAUUUUAACAUUAUCGGAACCUAAAAAAUACUAUUAACCAUAUCAAUUGGAUCUGGAAUAACUUUGAAAUUGUCAAUUUACCCUUUUCCCCUGAAUGUUAGACCUUUAACAUGUCAUUCACUCCCCCUUCACAGGACAGAAUAAAUAAAUUUUGCCAUUUUCUCUACCUUCACCAGGAACGGAAUUAGCUCUCGAUUAUACUUGAUGCGAGAGUUUUAAUAUUCUGUUGUCUUUAAAUAACUGAAUAAAUCUUAAGUAAAUUUUAAAAUGUAAUUUUAGAAUACAAAAAUUUAAUUUCAGUUUGCUUCCACCUACUAUUACUAAAAUUUUAAAAAUAGUUCUAGUGGGCAGUAGGCCCUACCCUACAUGAUAGUGUAUAUUUUAAUAGGCUUAAGUCUAAUUAUUACUAAUAAACUAAUACUAACAACUGCAUCUACAUUUAAAGGCCUGAUUUAAGUUAGUAUUUAAAAAAAAAAUUAAUUAGGCUUUUAAUUAUAAAUGAAAGGCAUCAAAUAAACAAAUAAGACUCAACAUCAUCAUAGCAUUUACUUUUUAUUGGGACAUAGGAAAAACAAUUUACAGUUACAUAGACAAAUAUUUAAUAUUUCUAAUAAAUAAUGUAAAAGAAAUGAGUUUUACUAAAGAAAAAUAGUUGGCAAAAUUUUCCUGCCCCUAUUUUGGCAUUAAUUUAAAGUCGCCAAUUACUAUUUCAAUAUUAUGUCAUGGUGCCUCGUGAUAGAUCUUUUACAGCAUCUCAUUGUUUAUAUUGAUUUUAUUAUCAGCAUGGGAGUUUCUUGACAUUAUCAUAUAUUUUGUCUUCGGUUCAUUUAUAUCAAGGGCAGCUUUGAAUGAGGCAUUUUCAAGUUCCCUGAAUGCUUUAAUUAUGUCAUUAUGGUUUCUACCCAGUAGUGCUAUAUCAUCUCCAUAUGCCAGGUACUGCAAUGGUUGGCUAUAUAAGGUUCCUGAUGGUCGUUGUUCUGUAGUAUCUCUCUGGAAGUAGUUUGUUAUGGUUCCACUGGUGCUAAACGUGUAUGCUUCUAAUAACUUUUUCUAUCAUGAUGUUAAACAGGAUACAUGAUAGUGAGUCUCCUUGUCUGAGGCCCCGAUUAACUGGGAACUCCCUAGAGUAUUCUCCCUGUACCUUGAUUCAUAUGUAUGAGCCGAGUAAGCGUGUUAGGGACUCCAAGUUCUUGUAGAGCAGUGGUUCUCAACCUUCCUAGUGCCGCGACCCUUUAAUACAGUUUCUCGUGUCAUGGCGACCCCCAGCCACACAAUUAUUUUCGUUGCUACUUCAUAGCUGUAAGGAUAUGUGUUUUCAGGUGGUCUUAGGCGACCCCUGGAAAAGGGUCGUGCGACCCCUUUGGGGGUCGCGACCCACAGGUUGAGAACCGCUGUUGUAGAGCAUUGUAUAAGUAAUACCUGUUUACGCUACCGUAUGCUGUUUUGUAAUCCACAUAUAGUUGGUGUAUGUCCAUGUUAUAUUCGUAGCAUUUCUCCAGGAGACAUCUUAUAGUGAAAAUAUCCGUGGUUGACCUAUUCUGCCGGAAUCCACAUUGAUAGUCCCCUAGGAUCUGUUCACUAUACUUUUCCAAUUUUCUCGCUAUAAGUUUUGUGAGGAUUUUGUACAUUACAUUAAGAAGGGAGAUAGCUCUAUAGUUUGAGCAGAUCAACUUAGAUCCUUUUUUGUGGAUUGGGAUUAUGAGUGCCGUGUCCCAUUCAGUUGGCAUUUCUUCCUCCUGCCAGAUUCUGGUUAUAAGUUCGUGUAUUUGCUUAUGCAGUUCGUUACCACCUAGCUUUAUGAUGUCUGCAGGGAUAAGGUCUAUUCCUGGGGCUUUGUUAUUUUUCAUGGUGGAGAUUAUUUAUUUCACUUAAUGUUGGUCGGUUGACCAGUGGGUCCGGUCCUCCUUGUGGCGGAGUGUAAUCCUCAUUGGUUCCUCCACCUGAGCCAUUCAGUAAGCCUUCAAAGUGUUGUGCCGAUGUCUCCAGUACUCUACUGCUCUCUGUGAUCAAUUCUCCAUCCGUGCUUUCACACAUGUGGGAUCUUGCUUGAAAGCCAUUCUUUUCCUGCUUUAUCUUCAGGUACAUUCCCCUCACAUCUCUUUCUUUUGCCAACUCUUAUAUCUCUACUAUUUUUGUUUUUUCCCAAACACGUUUUUCUUUCUGCAAAUUUUGCUGGCCACACUUCUUGCUUCAUUAUAUAAUUGUUGUGUUCUGCUUUUUUCCCUUUGUAGCAGAAUUUCAUGCAAUGCAGCAAAAAAUAUUUUAUAUUUAAUUAGUUGAUUUUUAAGUUUGCUAAGCUCCUGCUCUAAACAGGCUUAAUUAAUACUUUCAAGUCGCAAUACCAGACCUGUUUACUCUUACGAUUUUGGCAUAAAAUGUACGAUUUUGAGAUAGUUUUUACCAUUGUAUGCCAAGACCUGACAGAACUAUGAUUUUAAGAGACCUGAUUGAAAAUAUAAUCAUUCCCGUAGUUUUUUCUGAUAAUAAGAAAAAUCAUUAAAAAGUACAUUUUUCGGAUAUUAGUUUUAACUUGCAUUUGCACUCUGUGUCUAGCAGUGAAUGGAUCGAGAAAUAUGAUUGGUUGGGGACCAUCUAUAAUUAUAUUAUGUUUGCCUUGAAAGGGGAAUGGUGUUGUGAGAUUUGUCAAGUAAUUUACUGUGUAGUUCCAAAACUAUAUAAUCACUCCUUAUUCAUUCACUAUGAAUAUGUACGUCCACUCUGAUCUAAAGUAUCUACUCCAAAUCUAUCACUCUUUGUCUCCCAUGAUUCAGUUAUUUUUUUAUCUCCUUUCAUGAUUUUAUUUGUACCUUGUGUAUUCUAUUUUUAGAUGUUUUACGCCCUGAGUCGUUACAUACACCAUCAUAACACAUUGUCACAAAGUCCUUGUUUUUAUAUUUUUUAAUAAGUAACAUCUGGGAAAGAAAUGUCUCGAUUUUAGUUUUUCAAAUUACAAUUUUCAGAAGGACCAGUCAAAGUGUGUCCAAGCACUUGCUGAAUCACAUUCAUCUAAAAUAAUAGCUCUUCAAAAAGCAAUAACAGUUACAAACAAGGCCUUAAUAAAGGUGAGUUUUCAGUCAACAAAAAAGUCCCUUAGAUUUCUUUUAUCAUGUUGUAUUAGAGAAAUUUGACAAAGGUGAGCAGAUAUCUCAAUGUGUAAAAUUCCCAUAAAUACAUAAUAAAGUAAUGUUUAUUAUAUAAUAUAAAAAUAUUGUAAAUUGAAAUUUGCACAACUAAAAAAAAUCUCAAAUGAAAUACUGAAAAUCAGAUUGGAAGUGAAAAAUAUUGCAGAACCUUGAUAUUGUCUUGCCAUGUCUGUAGAAUGCCACCAACCUCGUUUUGGUGGACAGAAUUCAGAUGUACAGCCCAGGGAAAAAUAAACCAUGUAUGAUCCAAAGUAACCUGGUGCAGAACAAUAUAAAGACAUUAAGGAGAAAAACCUGAAUCAGUGCAAGCUCUCACAAAAUAAACUGAUAAACAGAAGAAGCAUUCCUUGGCCAUUGCCUCGGCUGGAGGACUGGCACAAACGGGGCAUUACAGGAAACAAUAAUUUGCACUUAUAUCCAACUGUUUAAUAUCAGUUUAUUUAUUGUAUGAUUGACUGAAGCAAAUCAAAAUCAGAUUAUAUUAAACAAAAUUUCAUUUCUUUGAAUUAGUGUUUUAUAAAUAGAUAUGAGGGUUAGAAAAUGCCUAGAAGUAAGUACUUCAAAAAGUGUCCUCAGAACAAUUGGCAAUAGUAGGAAGCAAGCUGUGAAAUUACGUUAUUCGUUAAAAUAUGUAUUAGUGCAGUGGCUCUCAACCUGCCGUGACCCUUUAAUACAGUUCCUCAAGCUGUGGUGACCCCGGACUCAUAAAAUUAUUUUCGUUGCUACUUCAUAAAUAUGUGUUUUCUGAUGGUCUUAGGCAACCCCUGUGUAAGGGUCGUGCAACCCCCAAAGGGGUCACGACCCACAGGUUGAGAACCACUGUAUUAGUGUGGAUGUUGUUUAGUACUAGUUCUUUUAUCAAAAUAAGAAAACUUUUACUGUAGAUUUUGAUAAUUUUCAGGCAAAUGAAGCUGUUUCCAAACUUACUAAAGAGAAAGAGAUGGUUGACAUAUUGCACUUGGAAAUAAUUGGUGGGUACACACAAAUAUUAAACAGAAAAACAUUUCGCAUGAGUUUUCACAUCUUUAUUUGAUCCUCUUUAUCUGAAUUAUUUUUAUUUUGCAUUUUAGUUUACCAAAACUUGUGAUUGUGUGUACACUUUCAUUUUUUCAGAAAGACGGAUAAAUAUGGUGAAAGAAAUAUGCUCCGAGUUAGAUUCUAUACUGCAGAAUACUCAUUUCUUGAUCAAUCGUCUACAAAAACCAUUUGUCGGAAAUCAUAUAAAAAUGAAUGCUGCACAUCAUAGGUAAAAAUCAUUGGUUACAGCAAAUAAUUGUAGAAGCAGUAAAACUUUGUUAUUGAGUAAGACAACAUCUUCUUGAAGAUUAUGCACCUAAAUGUUCAUAAAAUACUUACACAAAAAGAGUUGCAUCAUAAAUAAAUAUUAUUCAAGAUGAUUAUAUUCAUAACUAAUUUAACCAUAACUUUUAGUGAAAUAAAGGUAGGUGUUUUGCGGACAGCUUCUAACACUCACAUUUACAUCAUCAAGGCCUUACUCGGCAUAUUUUCUUUUAACAUCAAUGCAGAUCUACAGUAAAGACAAAAAAAACUAAGAUUUAUCAGUGAUACAAUUUAAAAAUAAAUCUUAUAGGUUAGGGAAUGCAUUUUCUAAAUCCCUUGCACCCUGCAACUCUUUUUUUUCUUCAGGUUCAUAAAUCCAUGAAUUCAAAUUUAUUUACCACAUCCUAUUUAUCUAUAUUUAUAUACAUAUAAAUAAAGAUAGACAACAGGGAAUGGCAAAACAUUGAAGUGACAAGAACACUUUGCAGAAAAUAGUGUUUCAAAUAUCCUUUUAACUUUGUCAUUAUUUCACGAUCUGCCACUCUAUUAUUAUAAUUUUCAAAUGCACCUUUAAUUUUUAGCUGUUUGCCGUGAAAGGGAAUUUAUCACUAGUGCUGUAAAGUUUUUUCAUCACCAUGACUAUUUAUCAUGAUUUAUUAUUUCCUUUGCCAUUCUUAAUCUUCCACUGUUAAAUCGUAUAUUAUUAAUAUAUUAUCUCCUAGGUACGCCAACGAGGUGUUUAUGCAACUUGUUCCAACACUAAAUGAUGUCAGCUUACAUUUAGAUAAUAUCACAUGGGCAGCAAAUAAUGAUUUCUCUGCUGCACAGUUGGUAAGACAAACUUAUUUAAGAUCUGAUGUUAUCAUUACAGGUAUCACAAAAAAAAAAUAAUAAUGAAAGAUAAAGGUUUAGUGAACGAUAAUAAAAAAAACACAAUUUUUGUUAUGCUUGUAAUUCUUUUAUGUAACUUUUUUAAAAAAAUGAUUAAUUGCAUUUCUGAAAAUUUGACAACGAAUAAAUUUGCAAAUAUAUUUUUAAAAUGCAGGAUUGCCUCUUAGUGAAGGUUCAAAGUUGUAAAGCCUCAGUCCAAACAUCAUACCACACACUGUCUCAAAUGAACCAUGGCAUUCAGAGUUUGAGACACAAUAGUGAUGAUCAAGCGGAUAGGAAUGUGUCUGACGAAUCUCUGUCAACCCUUUGAACACUGGACCCCUUUGUUUUUCUAAGGAUUUAAAAAAAAAUUUUGUUUGCAUAUUUGUGAGCAUAGUACUCUACUUUGAUUUAUAUUAGUGUAGAUUCAGUUGAACUCUACAUUAAACUUGGGGCCAUCCAUGUAUAACAUAUGCAAUGCAUUGGAG